Messenger RNA from Exserohilum turcica Et28A, 1962 nucleotides. RefSeq lists its product as uncharacterized. The transcript is spliced from 13 exons. The record is from RefSeq and is a predicted model, not a curated record. Lineage: Eukaryota; Fungi; Ascomycota; Dothideomycetes; Pleosporales; Pleosporaceae. The coding region runs from base 1 to 1962 and encodes 653 amino acids.
AUGGACGCCUCUGCGCCUCGCCCAGAUCUCGUGAUUGGGAUUGACUUUGGAAUGACCUGUACUGGUGUCGCAUACUGCAAUGUCGCAACCGGAUCUGAAAACGUACGGCACAUUCAGAAAUGGCCUGGAAGAAUGCAAGCAAAUGAGAACAAGGUACCGACACUGCUCAUCUACCCGCCAAACUCGCAAACGCCAUCGUCGUGGGGCUUCCUCGCUGAGACUGCGCAAGAAGGAAACAAUUCCGAACAUGAGAUCAGGGAGUGGUUCAAGAUCAUGCUGGACGAGCAUCUUCUAGAAAAGAUGCAAUCGAAAGCUGAAGAUCCGGCAAGGCUACCUACGAUGAAGGAUGUGCAGAAGUGGUACACUGAUUAUUUCCAAUUGCUCUACCGCACCAUCGAAGCGCGAUUAAGGGGUGAGCUCGCAAGUCGGUGGGAAGAUGCAACUAUUGAGUUCAUCUUCUCGGUACCAACGACGUGGAAACCUGUACCUACCGUGGAGAGGUUCAGGAAUAUUAUCUUAGCUGCUGGAUUUGGCUCGUGUCCGAAGCACACUGCGACUAUUGGCUUGACGGAGGCGGAGGCGGCGGCAGUGCAUACAGCGCGAAGCAUGCCUGGGAUCUUCAAGAAUAACGAAAUUCUUUUUGUAUGCGACGUCGGGGGCGGGACGACGGACUUGUCGGUAUUUCGCAUCAAGGAUAGCGCAGGUGCAACCAUUGGGGCUGCUCAGCUCGACAGUCUCUUUGAGAAUGAGGUCCUACGAAGACUGCAGAUUUGCGACGAUUUGGAACCAAUGGGGCUGGCAGAUAUCAAUCAGGCCGCAUUUGAGAUGCGAAUUUCAAAGGAAUACCAAAACGCAAAAUGUGACUACGGGUCCGAGGAGUCGCUGGCCGAUACAGAGACAUUCGCAGUGCGCAUUCCGAAGCUUGAUCGCAGCUAUGUCAACCAAGAACAUGACAUUGAGGGUGGAGAUAUGCACUUCCGACGGGAUGACUUGAAGGUCUUCUUCGAUACUCAAGUCGUUAAGCUCUUCGACAUGAUGGACAAGCAGCUCACGCGAGUGCGGGAAAAGUUUCCGGGCGAACAAGUUGCUCAUUUAGUUCUCUCCGGCGGCCUUGGACACUCGGCGUAUAUUGAAAAAUGUCUGCGGAGCCGAUACGCGUUUGGAAAUCAUUUGCACCCGAAUGCGGAGAGCAUGCAGAUACGCAUAGCACCCGAUCCACAAAUGGUAGUCUGCAAGGGAAACGUGGCGGAUCGCGUCCAAAAGCUGAAAACAGGUCGUUCGGUGCUUGGUUGGCGAUGUUGCCGCGCUUCGUACGGCACGACGUGCAAGGUGCUAUACAGCCCAGCCAAUCCCUCGCACUUUGGUCUAAGAACGGAAGUGGAUCCCUUCGACAAGAAGACGUAUGUGACGAACUACAUCGACUGGUUUAGCGAGCCUGUAUCCAACGACGCACCGAUUGUGAAAUGUUUCCAGCGCAAGUGUCCGCCAGCAUCGCCGCAAAACCCCAAUCCAACGCGCAUAUUCCCUACGGAAGUCAUUAGCAACUGCCGCUCCAUCUGCAAAAUCGAGUCCGACUUCACCUCUGUCCCGCUCUCCGUCUUCAAGCUCAAGAACCGCCACUGGUGGAACAGAGGCCCAAAGUACCACCGCAUCAACUAUGUCGUCAAGGUGAAUAUGGGACCUGCGGAUAUUUCCUUUGAGCUGUGGCACGACGGAGUGAAGCUUUCGAAAGACAAGCCGAUAAAAGUUGAAUGGCAGGAGAGUGCGCCGCCAGAUCCAAGUCUUGUGGCUGUUGCGCCAGACCUGCCGAUGAGUGGCUUACCGGCUGUUGGGACCGGUCAACAGCGACGCAGUAAGAUGAAUUUGAACACGGAUUUCCAUGGGACGAAUGGGAGGUGGGUGGAGGACAAGAGUGGAAUUCGAUCGCAGGUUGUAUCGCAGAAUGGGUCGACGGUGUGGUGA